AUGCCUAAAAGAAGUAUUAAAAACAAAAAAGAACCAGAAGACUCACUGAAAAAAGAAAAAGAAGAAGAGAAAGAAAAAGAAAAAGAAUUUCUUGAGAAGCAAAAGAGUUACUUUGAAGAUUUAGAGACUUUUAUUCUUGAAGAAGACAUAGACACAGGAGAUAAAGAGACAGAAAAGUCAAUUAACCAACAAGAAGAAGUUGGUAUAGUUAGCACAAUUGAGAAUGGCCUGGAACAAAAUGAAAAGUCAACUAUGAAAAAUAACACAACAGAAGAGAAAGAAGAUGAUGAGAAUGAAUCACUGAAUCAAGAAGAACAAACAGAACAUUAUGCAAGAAAGAGAAUAAAGGAAAACUCUUUUUUGUCUGAACCAAAGCGGUCCAGUUUUGUGGUUUAUGGGACUGGGUUCAACAAAAUCUUCUUUACUAACUAA
Molecule: messenger RNA, 432 nt
Organism: Entamoeba dispar SAW760
Lineage: Eukaryota; Evosea; Mastigamoebida; Endamoebidae
Exons: 3
Coding region: 1-432 (143 amino acids)
Source: RefSeq, a predicted model, not a curated record